AUGUGUCUAUUGCGCGUACUGUAUGAGUUGUUUCUUAAUAUGUGGGUGAAUCCGACUUCAGUGAUGCCCCCAGGCGACUCACUUAAUGAGUACGGAUCGGCACAUUCGAGUGACCUGAGCAGUAACUCGGAUUUGGACACGAAAAUGGAGGAACAGGACUGGGAACCCGAAAAAUAUUUGGCUGAAUUCAAACCAAUAAGCUCUACAAGAUGCAGAAACAUAUGGCUUAUCCACGUGAAUCCACAGUAUCGGAUUCUACAAAUUCUAGUCUUCUCGAAAUUGAAGGAAACCAAAAUUAUGGAGGAGGCUCGUUUCUUCAAAGAAAUGUGCGAUGAGCUGAAGGCAGCAGGCUGUCCCUUAUUUGGUGGUCGAUAUUGUGAGAGACUUUCGCCAGAAAAUCGGGAAAAGGCAGCAGUUCUAGAGGAUCGUUUGGAUGCUCUGCUGGGUUUCGACACCGCCUCGGUGAGCUCGUUCCGGACACGUACUCGAGAUGAACUCCGACUUUUCAUCGCGCAAGGCGACACGUUGACAUCAUUCAAAGAGAAGAUGAAGCAAUAUGAUUUUUCAUUGAAAUGCAAUGCAGUAUGGUCAUCGGAUGCGAUUGCUUAUCGGUGCAAUACGUGUGCGUACAACCCUUGUAUGUCGCUGUGCGCUGACUGUUUCCAGAAUAGCAACCACCAAGGACAUGAUUUCAACAGGUUCUUCUCACAAGCUGGCGGAGCAUGCGAUUGCGGCAACUCGGAUGUCUUAAGAGAAUCUGGAUUUUGUGCCCGGCACGGACCGAACGCAAUUCGCCCACCAGCACCAUCGGACAAAAUUGUUUCGUUGGCCGAAUUUGUGAUACCGAAGUUGUUCGUCAGAUUGUUUUUGUACUUCCGUGGAUGGAAUCGACGGUAUGAAGAGCUGGUCGAGCAGAAGAAGCAGCGAUCGUCGGAUGUGAAUAAAGAGACGUUCAGUUGUCACUUGAUAGCACAAGCGCACAUUCUCAUCGAAUUCUUACAAGAAAUAGUGGAUUGCGGUGGGCCGAUCCGAGAUGCAGUGGCGGACAUUCUGCUCAACAAACAACUCUAUGCGGAACUGAAUAAACGAAUGGCGAAGGAUGAUCUUGAAGAAAAGACAAAGCGUGUUGAUGUGUCGUUGGAUUGGCGUACGAGAAGCCUUUUGGAAGAAGAUUUGAAAUCGUUGAAGACAGUCGAAGGAGCACCCGAACGGAAUUAUUCGUUUGAAUGUUUGCUGGAUGAAUUGGUGUUUUGGAUGAUACGUUUGAUAUUUCCACAAUCGAUCAUAAAUCUUUGUUUGAGUAUGUUAUCACACGCGCAAUAUCGGGAUUGGUUCGCUCGUCAGUUUUUCUCACUCUACGGUUGUAUUGCUGAGAUAAUGGUUGAUCUAGCAAAAUCUGAGGGUAACGCCACAAUUUAUGCAGUUUCGAGUCGUGUCAUACAUAUUUCUGUUCAGAUUCUCUCAAGUGAAGCGAUGUGCAACAAAUUGGACGAUGAGAUAUCGUUGAAGUAUUUACUGAUAUCAAGUACUCGUGGUCUGCUGAGUGCUGGUCUGCAGAGAUCCUACCUGACUCAAGCGCGAGAAUAUUUCUACGAAAGUACAGCGCCAAGUGCAGACAGUACAGCAUCCACUUUCGAGCCGUUCACGUGGAUCGUUUUCUCUGUGGACUUGAAUCAACCUCUGCGAAAACAUUCAUAUUGGACGUUGGUGAGCGAUAUGCAGAAUCUGUUGGGACAUCCGAGCAUUGCCAGGAAGUUCUUUAGAGAUUCGGCUUCGUUCAGUUGUUACGCGAAGAUGAUAGCGCUGAUGCAAGGAAUGAACGUGAACUUUCGAGUGGUUUGCGGCGAUCACGUUGAGUAUGAUACUGCGCAGCCAUACCAGCUAUCAUUUCAUCUGGAAUGGGAAGUGGCCGCAGUGAAUAUGUUCAAUACACUGAACGCGCUCACUGAUGAAAUCGACUGCAUGAAUUUGUAUUUGUUGAAGUGGAAAUCUUUAAUGCAGCCUUAUUGUGUAUCAUAUCACAUUCCACUGCAUCGUCAUAUCGCUGCGGGUGUUAUGCAUUCCGUUGAGCAUUUGCUACUUCGGGAGCCAGUUCAAGGAUUGCUGGCUGAGGAUGAGCAAUUUUUAAGAAGAAUUGCACUACAUCCACUUAGAAUCCAGGUGUGUCGUGCAGAGACAUCAGCUGGUAUGUGGGCAAGGAACGGAAACGCGGCACGUAAUCAGUCAUUUUAUUACGCACAAACGAAUUAUAAUACGGCACUGUUGGACUGUGAUAUUGCAUUGCUCAGAUUUAUCGCGUCAAACGUCCAUCCGGAGUGGUUUCUGAACGCUUUAUCGGCAUCAUUCUACUUGGAUGAAUGCUUCUCGUAUAGUCCGAAUGUGAAAUAUACGAACGCAUCCAUAGCAGAUGUGAAACCGAUUGUAAUAACACGAAAGGAAUGGGUUGAUUCGUUGAUCGAUGGAGCACUCAGAUUACUUCUGGAAUUGAUCGUAAUUGCGUGGAAUACGAACGGUGUCGAGGAGAAAGAUGUGGAGCGAGAAAUUGUGGCAGCGUUGGCGAUUGGCGAUUUGACGCAUUCGAAACUGAAAUCGGCAAUUCCCGAGAAAGGAAGUCGUGCGAUGAUGAGUGAUAAGGCGUUCGACUCUCUUCUUCAGAAGGGUGUUUUCCGACUCUCCGAGCAGUCCUGGUACGAGCGCUUUGAACCGGUAUUCUGUCGUAUGCGUGCCACAACAGCGCGAGAAUUCAACGACGCGUUGUUGCGUUCAGAAAACAUAGAGCGAACUCGUUUGAAUCGUUCUUCACCGGGCAGUGGCCAAAAGAUGUACGGUUGCGGAAUGGGAGGACAUUUCUGGAUACCGUAUCGGUUGAUCAGUUUUGAUGGGUAUGCAGACACGAUACUUCAUUUGCGCAAUGUGUUCAAGUUGCUCGUCUCACCAACAUUUUUCGAGAUACUCUUCGAGGUGUUAGCAAUGCACAUUGACGAAGGCCAAAUAAGUGAUUCAAUCGUGCAGCAAGUUGUCUAUUUGUUGACCCUGAGCGUUUCCUACAUCACAUCGCCACAAUUCAAAAGCGCAUCGGAUGAUGAGCAGUGUUUCUGGGCCAGGAAUGAAACGUUGACAACGAGAAUGGGCACAACGCGAUCUGCAUAUCAUCGAGUCGAUCACAACAUUUCUGCAGCAUCAUUGGAUAAGCAACGCACACACGCGCUUUCGUUGUUCACGUUGAAUGUGAACGAAGGAGACGCAAAUAAAGAGCCGCGUUCGUUGCUCUCAAUGCUGGUUCGCAUAAUGCGUUUGUCGCUGAGUGAAGAUAGCGCUGGUGGCACUGAGUCGGGUGGUGUGGAUUUGGACAGGCGUCUCAGUAUAGUGUUGGAUCAUUUGAUCAAAAAGAGUCCAGGUGACUUGACAAGAAUCUCAGGUUCAACAGUGUCGUAUGUUGGGCGUUUCAUAAAUAUCCUGUAUCGCAGGUAA
Molecule: messenger RNA, 3471 nt
Organism: Anisakis simplex (herring worm)
Lineage: Eukaryota; Metazoa; Nematoda; Chromadorea; Rhabditida; Anisakidae
Source: the annotation of a GenBank genome assembly